Molecule: messenger RNA, 4107 nt
Organism: Dufourea novaeangliae
Lineage: Eukaryota; Metazoa; Arthropoda; Insecta; Hymenoptera; Halictidae
Product: putative mediator of RNA polymerase II transcription subunit 26
Exons: 5
Coding region: 1-4107 (1368 amino acids)
Source: RefSeq, a predicted model, not a curated record
AUGAUCCCAUGGUCUGUCACAAUGAGGCCGACGCUUACGCUGAAUUGUGUCCUAGCGAUGGGGCUUUUCACCUGCAUCGGCGCGAUCACCGUAUCGAUUGACCGUUCUGAUAAUAAACCCCCACCGACGCGAUCGUCGAUGAUCGCAAACGGAUGGAGGCCCCUGACGAAUGGCUACGAGGAAACGAUCGGCACAAAUGUCUCGCCGUCGAGCAAUCUCGAACGGAACAACGGUCCUGUCCACCCUGUGUUAGGCAAGCUACAGGAGCACAUGGCCGCCUCGGAGAAGCUGAAACCGCAACGUAAAGGCAAACCAUCCUCGUCGUCGUCAUCCGUCGUCGUCCACCACGAUUACAAUCCGCCGAGUAUACUCGGCAGUUUCACGGUGUUCGGUCACGCGGCCGCAAAAGCGCGUGGCGAAGCGCAUAAUACCCACAAUCACCUGAACAAACACGUGCCCUCCGAGACGCGGGAGUACACGUUCCUUAUCCCACCCCCGAAAGACGCGUACAGGUUCGAGCUGGACGCCCACAGGAAGCCAAUUCUACGGGAUAACGCGGCGUACCUCAGGCAGCCGCCACAAUUCAUCCCGCAAACCGCGCAUCAGCAGCCCGAUCCGAUAAAAGCUGCCACGUAUUUCAUCAAAGGUUACACCUCCACCACGAACACACCCUCAUCGACACCGAACAAGAAUAGACACUUCGGGGAUACGUAUAUCCCACAUCUCCUGCAACCGCCUAGAUAUCAGCAAUCGAAGCCGUUCGAGUCGCUAAAAGUGAGCAACGCGAAGCCAUACUUCCAACCCCCAGGCGCGUCCCCAGCGAACGAUUUCGGCAAGGACAAACGUCUAAGCGAGCACGAUCAUCGACUGAAUUACGACAAGUACCCUGGACAGGUCCACAACGAGCAGAUCAUCAGCCCAGCGAGCACAGGGAACUUCUUCAGCCAGGUGAACCAUCCGUAUAAAACGUCCUACGAGAGGGAUCCUGCGUUCCUGGUGCACGAAAGUCACGAGAUAAGCUACAUCACUCCACCAACAGUCUAUAAUAAUUACAACUUCAGACCAUCUCUGCCGUAUGAGACACUUCUGCCGCCGGAUGUCUACAGCUCGUCCACCCCGCCACCUACCACGCCUCGUGUGCAAGAGUCUAACAAGUAUCAACAGAAUGUUGAUCUUCAGGCCCAGGAUUACAAACAGCCGAAUCAAGGCACGACGUCGAAGCAAGUAGACAAUGGACCGCAAGAUGUUCACCCAACUGCUGGGAUAGCUAACACGUAUUAUGUCUCUGAGCAUCAGGAUCUAACCCCACCGCCAUCCUCCUGGCCCCUGCCCAAAAACAAGUACACGUCGGAUAUUAACGAGGUUCUACCACGUGUCAAUCCUCCGUCAAAGUUCAACCAGGAGGUGGUCGGCUCGGACCAGAUACAAACGGUCCCGAAAGUUGUCUAUGUGGGCCCACAAGCAGCUGCGCCCCAGUUCCAGAGCUCUGUGUUGCCGAUCGACGUACGGCCAGACACCGCUCGGCCAGAGUACGAGACGCCGGAGAGUAUAUCGCUGAAGCAUUUCAACGAGCAACAGUAUCUGAUCCAGCAACAAUUGCUGCAGAGGGACAGACAGAGGCUGGCGGAACAGGAGAGGCAACAACAACUGGAGAUCGAGAAGCAUCAGCAGGAAGAGCUGAGAAAGAGGCAAGAGGAGCUCAGGCAAUUGCUGCAACAGCAGAAGGAGGAGGAGGAGGAGGACGAGACCAGGCUGGCCGUUGAGUCCGCGAAGAAUCAGUCUGGCCAACUUGAGAAAGUCACUCAGGGACAAUCGCCUUACACGGUCCAAUUGGCGGAAUACGAGAUCCCGAAGGUUACGACCGACGCGGCUGCCGUGAUCACCGAAUACGGAGAUGUCGGGGGGUUGCAGAAGGUUCAACAGUCUCAGGUAACACAACCCGACUACGUAAUCUCGGAGAGUCCGAUCAGCCCGAGCCAGCAGUACCAGGAGCAAUUAAAAAGUCAACCGGAACAAACGAAUUACCGUGAGCAACCGCAAACCGAGCCGCGGCCACAGCGACCGUACAAGUUAUCGCGCGAUCAAUAUAGACGAAGAAAGCCAACAACCGCGUCGUACGAGCCCGCGCCAACGGAGGCGCCCGUUCAACUCCCAGAGACCGCGGUGCCGGUGACGUUGCACAUCGAGGAAGUCCAAACCACGUUGCCGCCGGAAGUAGCGAGCGUGCCAACGGUGACCACUCAAAAGCCCCGAACUCGACGACCUGGCACCCCACUGCGUCGAAGACGUCCAACGACCACAACUCCAGAACCAAUUACAGUGGUCGGUGACGAUUUCCUAAAGUACGACAGGCCCGAAGAUGUACAGCAACAGCUGGACCCAUCUCGACGAAGACGUAUCAAGCCGACCCAAACCACUCACGAGGAAACCGUCACCGAGAAGAAAGCUAACAUCAGGAAACGACCUGGUCACAGAAACCGUGUCAACCCAGGCGAGCCAUUCGAGGCAGAAAUCGUCACAGAGAUCGUCCACACAUCGGUGAACACAUACAAAACCCCAACCGAGACGAUUCCAGGGUACAACAACGAGUACAACCAGUUCGUGACGAAUCAACCAACGAAUCAUCAGCAGUUCGAUUACCCGUCUCAGCAGUACGGGUCGGUCGACGAGCAACGGGAAUACGCGACGGAAGUGCCGUCGGAGUAUCUGACCGAAGUGACGAGGACGAAGAUCGAAGAGGUGCCCAACAACGAGAGUUACAACACCCAGGGAGGAACCGUGGUCAGCAAUAUCCCCCUGGAGGAUCUGUUCGUCAAGACCGAAGGCAAUUACUUUGAUAAAUCGACAGCAGUGUCCAGUAUCAGCCUGGGUAGCAAUUCCGGUGGUAAUACCGCGACGACAGUUUCGACAACCACGUCCACCGUUCAGUCGACCGCUCAACCACCAAGUUCCUCCACGAUCAGAUCGCACAAGGUACGACCGAUGAGGUACGGAAACACCACCAGGCCACGGUUCAGCGUCAAGGACUACAAGAGUCGUUUGGACUACAAGAGCAGGCUGGCUACCAUCUCCACCACCGAGGCUACGCCAACUCCAGCACCCAGUCAUAAGCAAAGAGGUUCGAACUAUAAGAGCCAGAAUCAGCAACAGCAAUCUGGAGACACCACCAGGGAAUCUAAUGGAAGAUACAAGUACGUUUCCAGAGUAAACUAUAGGACAUCAUCCCCUAAUCCCGUAAAACAUCAGGAACAAGAGUAUCCAGGCGAGGACACCGCAUCGUCAACAACAGAAAGGACCAGAUUCGUUCCAAAAAGGCGACCAGUCAACGGGAACGUCUACAGAAGCAGAAUAUCCGGGACAACAAGCAGCCCCAAUAGGUAUGACAGUGAUGCCCAAUCGAAACCCAGCACGGCUAGACCAGAGAACGUGUUCUCCUCGUCGGUUCGACGACGGCCAGUGAUGAAAAGCAGGCUACCAGCGCAAAAGGAGACCUCGACAGCCGCGUACGCCGAGAGAAAGGAGACGGAGGGCACGGAAAUGGCCGCCGAGGAGACCAGUUUCUACUCGGCUAUCACUACAAUGGGGACCACCCGAGUGGUAGCCAACGAGAUCCCGGUUGAGAAAGAGCCAGCCGGUUCCGUGAACGAUCCAGCACGGCUGACGAUCGAUGGGGAGGUGGAGAAGAACGCGGAUGAAAGCGAAAACGGACCAGGUUUCCAGGUGGAACGUGAAAAUCCGCCCGUUGAACCGGUUCCUAGCAGCACCGCCAAAAACGUGGAGAGCCAACUAAGGGAAACCGAUGUUGUCACAGAACGGGUCGUUGAGAAGAAGACAGAAGCCUCGACUGAACCCAGUGAACGUAAAUCUGAGGAGACCAAGUCCACGACAUCGUUCGACGUCAAGGCUGACGAGGAGGAACUGUUCGCCAAGGCGUCACAGAGCGUCGCUGAUCUAACCAGUUCCGCUUCCGCUCUGUAUGACAAGCCGGGGAUGUUCAAGGCUGUCUCCCCCGAGAGCAGAGUCAUUGUUUCGCAUUUCAAGAUACCCACGGAUGAACCCACUCUGCCGAUCGAGGCGUUCUUCCAGGAAUUGUCGAAGAAAAGUUAA